Molecule: messenger RNA, 972 nt
Organism: Lachancea lanzarotensis
Lineage: Eukaryota; Fungi; Ascomycota; Saccharomycetes; Saccharomycetales; Saccharomycetaceae
Gene: PSH1
Product: LALA0S06e05006g1_1
Exons: 1
Coding region: 1-972 (323 amino acids)
Source: RefSeq, a predicted model, not a curated record
AUGUACGUUCCGGUCAUGACGUUAUGCGGCCACAAUUAUUGUUAUGAAUGCAUUUCUAAUUGGCUGGUGAGCAAUAAUGCUAACGAACUAACUUGUCCUCAAUGUCGAUCUCCCUUGGAACAGGCUCCAGCUGUCAAUUCCGCUUUGCAGGACCUGCUGAGCGCAGUCAUCGAUCGAGACAAAGAAGCAUAUUUUACCGUGGAUGCGGAGAGGACCGAAAGUUUACGACGGUACAAGGAUGAUUUGGAAACAGGCACACUGUAUAAGAACGCUUUCAAAAACACAGCAUGGGCGGUGGUAGAUGACGAUGAUGGUGUAGCACGUUGCAGUAGCUGCCACUGGGAGGUAGAAGGUGGCACAUGUCCACAUUGUGGUGCACGAUUAAGGAACAGACGGCGAGACUACGAAGAAUCUGAUGGCGAGAGUAUCCUCACGGAUGGUUCUGGAACACCAUUGCCUAGAGUCGCUUUCGAUAGACAAGCUGCGAUGGGCAUUCGUGGGACAUCGUACUCAGAAAGUUAUUCGGGCGAAUCUGUGGGCAAUGACAUGGAUAGUAUCGACAGCAAUGACAGUAGACUACCUUCGAGAGAUAGUCGAAUAAUCUUGAAUUAUUUGAAUGCUAAUGGCCUCGGACGCAUUCCUAACUCCGAUUCCGAACGCGAUUCGGAUCUGGACUCUUUUAUAGUGGAUGAAGCGGACGAAGCGGACGAAGACGAGGUGAGUCGAGAUGGUAGCGGCUCAUCAACGUCCUUGAGAGACGUAGACGGGACCGCUACGAGGCCUGUCAAACUCGACGAUAUCGACCACGACAGCGAACGCGACAGCGAACGCGACAGCGAUUUCUGGGAACAUAACGAGGAGAACGGACAUGUGAGUGGUGACAGUCUUGAAUCUCUUAACGACAACAGAAAUUCCAAUAGAAAAGUGAAAAAACGCAGGUUUCAGGUGAUCGAAGAUAGCGAUGAGGACUGA